This is a messenger RNA of Eublepharis macularius, 1881 nucleotides long. RefSeq names its product 1-phosphatidylinositol 4,5-bisphosphate phosphodiesterase zeta-1-like. The transcript is spliced from 13 exons. NCBI's taxonomy places the organism in Eukaryota, Metazoa, Chordata, Lepidosauria, Squamata, Eublepharidae. Gene Ontology annotation, cellular component: nucleus. Gene Ontology annotation, molecular function: phosphatidylinositol-4,5-bisphosphate phospholipase C activity; calcium ion binding. The coding region runs from base 1 to 1881 and encodes 626 amino acids. Gene Ontology annotation, biological process: intracellular signal transduction; positive regulation of cytosolic calcium ion concentration involved in egg activation; lipid metabolic process. The record is from RefSeq and is a predicted model, not a curated record.
AUGGAGAACAAAUGGUUCUUGGACAUCAUCACUACUGAAUUCUUAGGUGGCAAGAUCAAUAUAGACCAGACCUUGAAACUGCUCAACAAGUUUAAUGUCUCCUAUGACUAUGUUCAUGUGAAAAAGUUGUUUAAGAAAAAUGACAAACAGAAGUCUGGAGUUAUCACCAUGGAAGAUUUCAGGGCAAUUUAUCGAUCUCUUAUGCACAGGCCUGAAUUUCAUGAACUCUUUUGCAGCUAUUCGCCGAACAAAAAAUUCCUUACUGCAGAAAAACUAGCUGACUUUCUAAGAAAGGAACAAUUUGAACUUGGCGCUGGUGAAGGAAGAGCUGUUGCACUGAUUAAUACUUAUGAACCUAUUUCAGAAGCAAAGAACAAAAAAGAAAUGAGCUUUGAAGGCUUCAUACGAUACUUGCUUUCAGAAGAAUGCAGCCUGUUUAAAGUCCUGCACAAAAAGGUUUAUCAAGAUAUGAGCUACCCAAUGUGUGAUUACUUCAUUUCAUCUUCACACAAUACCUACCUGAUAUCUGACCAACUUGUAGGGCCAAGUCAUCUCUGGGGAUAUUCAAGUGCCCUUGAUAAAGGAUGUCGCUGUCUGGAGAUUGAUUGCUGGGAUGGCCAAGACAACGAGCCAAUUGUUUAUCACGGACAUACCUUAACAAGCAAAAUUAGCUUCAAGAACGUCAUCAAUGUGAUCCAUAAGCAUGCUUUUGUGGCCUCGGAUUAUCCCAUUGUUCUGUCUUUGGAGAAUCACUGCAGCCCUCCACAACAAGAGGUCAUGGCAGCAUACAUGCUAGAUAUACUGGGGGACCAACUGGUUACUACAGCACUUAAUAAUGAGAUGCCAACUGAGCUACCCUCCCCAGAGGAAAUGAAGUUCAAAAUAAUGAUAAAAAAUAAGAAAGUUGGAACACUGGAAGAGACCCUUCGACGGAAGGGUAAGACCUGUAGAGGCCAGGUAAUGGAGACGGAGGAAACUGCAGAAUCGGAGGAGGAAGAGGAGGAAACACAUUUGCUCAAGAAAGCAGGUGCUCGGAAGCCAUCAUUAAAAAAGAAGGAGAAGGACCACCAGGUUAAAGUAGCAAUGUUGCUGUCAGAACUUGUGAUUUACACCAAAUCCCGGAAGUUUGUCAGCUUUGAAGAUUCAAGAAAGAAGCAGAAAUUUUAUGAAAAUAAUUCCAUAGGGGAAGUGAAAGGGCAAAAGCUCAUUAACAAGAUGGCCCACAGCUUUGUCUUGCACACAGCCUCUUUCAUAACAAGAAUUUACCCCAAAGGGACACGGACAGACUCUUCAAACUAUGAUCCUCAAGCAUUCUGGAACGUUGGUUGUCAAAUGGUGGCCUUAAAUUUCCAGACACCAGGAACACAGAUGGACCUGCUAAAUGGGAAAUUUAUGGACAAUGGUGGUUCCGGCUACAUUUUAAAACCAGAAUACUUGAGGAAAAAACACACAGAGUAUAACCCGUUCGAUGUCAUUGGGAAAUACCACCCAGUUACACUUACAAUAAAGAUUAUUAGUGGUCAUCAGCUGCCUCCUAGUAACCUUUCCAAGAGUAAUAAGGCCGAUCCUUUAGUCAAACUAGAAAUUCAUGGUGUUCCUGAAGAUAUGUCCAAGCAUCAGACUUCUGUAAUAAAGAACAACGCUUUUAAUCCUAGAUGGGACGAAACAUUUACAGUCAACAUUCAAGUGCCAGAUCUUGCCUUAAUACGCUUUGUUGUAGAAGAUCGGAUGUCUGUAAUUGCCAAUGAUUUCCUUGGCCAAUUUACUUUGCCAUUCACGGGCAUGAAUAAAGGUUACCGCCACAUUCCACUGGUUUCCAAACUUGGGGUUCCCCUCAGUCCGGCCUCUCUCUUUGUAUAUGUUUGGUACCAUGAGCAAUAA